This is a messenger RNA of Argentina anserina (silverweed cinquefoil), 743 nucleotides long. RefSeq lists its product as uncharacterized. Bases 89 to 589 code for a protein of 166 amino acids. The transcript has a single exon. NCBI's taxonomy places the organism in Eukaryota, Viridiplantae, Streptophyta, Magnoliopsida, Rosales, Rosaceae. The record is from RefSeq and is a predicted model, not a curated record.
CUAUAUAUAAUGCCUCACGCCUUCUCUUCUUCUUCCUCACCAAAGACUACCCAAAUUCAUUUUUCCAAAACAAGAAAGAGAGACCAAGAUGAGAAGCACCAAGCAGGCGCACAACCAGAGCCGAUUCCUCAGAAUUAUCACAGUCCCCAUCAGAGCACUUGGCAAGGCCAAGGACUUUUACGUCAGAAGCAUGACGGACGUCGGCGACAAGUUCAGCUACGGAGGUAGCACCAUGUCCGGCCCCGGCGGGCAAUUCUCCAAUGGUUUACCCAAAAGCUUUAGCACGAGAUCAUCAUCGAGGACCACCCAGGGCACCGAUGACUUCUCCGAGCUGGUGAGGGCUGCGUCGGCCAGGAGCUACGGGACUCGUAUCGACGUGGACAAGUUACUUCAGGAGCAGCUGAAGAGGUCGGCGACGACGACGGCGAUGGGGUCGAGGCAAGUGUUGCCCAAGUGUGGCAGCGUGGCCAUGGGAAGAAUUGACGAGGAUGCUCCUUGUGAUUUCGAGGAGGAAGGUGAUGUCAAGAAGGACUUGUAUCCCAGAAGCAGAAGCUAUGCCGUCGGAAAGAGAAGCAUUGCGUUUGUUUAGUUAUCGUUUUCAAAACUCUGUUAGUCUCUGCAACUCUGCAAGUGUUGUUAUUAGUUCAGCUAGAUUGGUUCUCUGUGAUUGAAAUUUUCAAAGUGCUGUACAUAUAAGGUUUCUAAUAUUUGAGAAAUGGCAUGGCCGGAGUGAUUUGUUUUUA